AAAAAGCCGGUCACCCCCCUAACUCGACUUUCUGCAACUUGGAGUGACGCCCAAGCCAGCCAUCUCUUCCUUGGAGUCUUAGACCUUCAGAACGUUUAUUGGCUUCUGCUCUUUGCUGCUGCUGCUACUCUCUCUCUCUCUCUCUCUCUCUCUUGGCGGUAACUUCUCAUAUUCUCUAAUGUCGAUCUUUGAGUACAAUGGCAGUGCCCUAAUUGCCAUGGUGGGAAAGAACUGCUUCGCCAUCGCCAGCGAUCGGCGACUUGGCGUUCAGCUUCAGACAAUCGCCACUGACUUUCAGAGGAUUUAUAGAAUUCACGAUAGGCUCCUCAUUGGACUCUCCGGACUUGCAACAGAUGCGCAAACCCUGUACCAGCGGCUUGUAUUUCGUCACAAACUGUAUCAGCUUCGUGAAGAGAGGGACAUGAAGCCAGAAACCUUUGCUAGCCUUGUCUCAGCUAUUCUUUAUGAGAAAAGGUUUGGACCAUACUUUUGCCAGCCCGUAAUUGCUGGAUUGGGGGAUGAAGACAAGCCAUUCAUUUGUACAAUGGAUUCAAUUGGAGCCAAGGAGCUUGCCAAAGAUUUUGUUGUUGCUGGCACUGCCUCCGAGUCUCUCUAUGGUGCCUGCGAGUCAAUGUUCAAGCCCGACAUGGAACCAGAAGAAUUGUUUGAGACCAUAUCUCAAGCAUUGCUGUCAUCAGUUGACCGUGACUGUCUGAGUGGCUGGGGAGGACACGUCUACGUUGUGUACGCCUUUUAUAUCUUCUAUCCUUUUUCAUGCAUAAUUCAAUGUGUGAGCAUUACUUUCUCUAUUAAAUGUAGCUGCAAAUCUGUUCAUAGGGCUAAGUAAGCCUAGAGGGCUAACUAAACCAUUGAUGUUACUGACAUGAUGCGCUUGCCAAAGCUAUCUUGUUGAUUUAUUUUUCUAUUUUUUACUUCUGGGGAAUGUAAGCACUGCUAUGUAGCACCAGUACUUUUAUAAGGGUUCUGUGGCCAUGUCAGGCAUCAACUCUCAUUCAGCAGUCUUCUAACAUGUGGAUGCUUUCACAAUUUUAAAAUGCAUUUUUAUUGUAAGGCAUUUCUCCAACACUUCUUUGGUGCUGUUUCAGUAUAUUAACAUACUUUAGUUGAAUCCUGUCUGGUACUUGUACAAGUUUAAAAUGCAUUUUUGAUGUAAGACAUUUCUCCAACACUCCUCGUCAGACACUUCUCUCGUACUAUUCUGACAUUUUUUAGUCGACAUGUUUCUGAUGCUUCCACAAUUUAAAAUGCAUUUUAAUUGUCAGAUACUUGUCAGAUCCUUGAACACUUCCGUAGUAUUCUGACAUACUUGAGAUAUAGUGAUUGUAAUGUGGUUUUUUUAAAGAACAGGCAGAGUUUUUGGCUUUUGAAAAUAAUAAACUUGUUUACAGUUAGGUCAAAAGUGAUAAAUUAGGAAUUUUAAACAAAAAAAGUGGAAAGAUGCAUAUAUGUGUGUGUGUGGAAUUUUUUCGAAUGUAGUUAUACAAAUAUCAACAAGCUUAAUAUUUACUGUCAAGAAAAUUCAUAUAGUUACCAAAGCUAAUGUCUUCUGGAGGGUUUGGGGGCGUGCCUUCUUUAAGCCUAUUUAUUGUCUCCUUUUAAUUGUUGCAUGCACAAAGUGCUCGCAAGAUUCUUAACCUUCUGAGUUUAUUUAUUACUUUUUCAAUUUUGCAACACCCAUAAGUUGCACUUGUAGUUCAAUAAAUGAGAAGCAGAAAUAUGAUCAUGAAGUUGGAUCAGAAUGGAUGCGAAUGUGAAAUGUUUGUGUAUAUUACACACACAUGCACAUCCAUAUACAGAACGACCUCAAUAAGUCAGUUUUCAUGGUUGUAAAUACGUAGUUAUUUAUUGGCAAAAAACUGAUUUUUUAUUCUUAAAAAAUUAGUCUUUUUUUAUUUUUUGGUGGGGUGGGUGAGCUGGAGAUAAAAGAGAAAACAGGAAAGAAGAGUUUUUCGGGGUUGGGGUGGUGUUCCUAAAGAAUUUGGCUUUAUUCUCUUUUCUUGAGGUAUUAUUUUGACUUGGGCCACUCUGUGAUGUUACUCUUGUGACAACCUUGGUGAAAUCUUGAGCUACGCAUUCAGAGUUCUGAUUAGUUAUUGUUUCAUUUUUUUUUGAACUAGAUAAAUGAUGCAUCUAUUACCCUCAGGGAAGGGAUUAAAGUGGGCUCCUUCAUUAAGAAGACUAAUGGAAUGUUAUGCACUAUUUGAUGGGUGUAAUCAAUGCUCCCAUCUGCGGCUUCUUGUAGAUUUCUUCAGUUCCUUUUUCAUGUUUAGUCUGUAAUUGGUGGUUUGCGAAUAUGGUAUUUGCUCACUUGCCCACUUGAACUGUUUCAAGAAUAUGGCAAACAUUUCUGUGUUGAUGCUAUGAUUCCCCAUGCAUGGGCAGCUUUAUGCUUCCCUUCUUUUACUUGUUUUCCUGCCAAAAUAAAUUUCAACACUUAAUUCAUGUCAGUACACUAUCAUGGCAUUAAUCUUAUCAUUUUUAACAUAAACAACAACUACGGUUUCAUUGCAAUGUGUUUGUGUUGCUGCAGUACACCAACUGAAGUGAAGGAAAGGAUACUGAAGGGGAGGAUGGAUUGACAUUUCCUUUCCAUGCUUCUGAAAGCUGAUCCAUAUACACUGUUACAUGUGGCUUUCUAUUUUUAUGCAUUGCCCUCCAUAGCCCAUGCAGUUGAAUGGGGAAACUUUUGUAGCCUGCCUUUGUAUCCUUAUUUUGUAUUGCUGGAGAUGAUGUAAGCCGACCUCAUAAUUUCACAUUUGAUCUCUUAAAUCAUUUUCAGUUCCUGAUGAA
Malania oleifera is the source of this 2811-nucleotide messenger RNA. Its product is annotated as proteasome subunit beta type-3-A. Gene Ontology annotation, cellular component: proteasome core complex; proteasome core complex, beta-subunit complex. The record is from RefSeq and is a predicted model, not a curated record. Bases 179 to 847 code for a protein of 222 amino acids. The transcript has 6 exons. Gene Ontology annotation, biological process: proteasome-mediated ubiquitin-dependent protein catabolic process. NCBI's taxonomy places the organism in Eukaryota, Viridiplantae, Streptophyta, Magnoliopsida, Santalales, Ximeniaceae.